Molecule: messenger RNA, 3796 nt
Organism: Exophiala oligosperma
Lineage: Eukaryota; Fungi; Ascomycota; Eurotiomycetes; Chaetothyriales; Herpotrichiellaceae
Exons: 2
Coding region: 828-3377 (849 amino acids)
Biological process (GO): carnitine metabolic process
Cellular component (GO): mitochondrion
Molecular function (GO): carnitine O-acetyltransferase activity
Source: RefSeq, a predicted model, not a curated record
CUUGUAUUGUGAGUUGAUCACGGUAGGUGCCUUGCCGAUAGCUUCGCUACGUCACCGCGAAAGAGGAGAAUCAAACCAUUUUGUCCAAGUGUCUAUCUAGCUGAUGAGUGUUGUCGGAUGACCACGAAACCAGCAAGACUCUCCUGCUUCUUUUCAAAUCAUUCCACAAGAUCCUAGCGAAACCCUCAGAAGCCCAUUAUCAGACUUCGCUGGCCUCUCCUGCUUGCUGCUGACGUGCUGGUUGGAGGAAGACUGUUGUUCCCGCACCUCGGUCAUCUGCGGCAGCGCUGCUGAUUAGCCCACCACCAACACCCGACACUGCGCACUGCGCGUUUUCUGUACGUCCACUUCUUUCCUUUCCUCCGAGACGCUACCGCCAUCUUUCGAAUUCGCAUCAUCCGUGAUUAUUCGAGAAUGGUGGUCAUACCUCCCGAGCCAUCUCCUUGCCGCCCACCGUUAUGAUGGAAUCUAUGCCUUUGUGCAAGACGAACCGUGGGGACAAGCGAGCGUUGGCCGCAUUUCUCCAUCUUCCUCCGGCCUUCUUCACAUGCUCUGUGGGCGGCCGACGGCGGGUGUCCUCCAUGACCAUGUUCUGCUCUGACCCCUCCUGACCCUUCCAUGUCUUAAGAUCAUAUCGUUCAGCUUGUUGUUCCUACUAAUCAACUUCUUCCCUCGCGUUUUUGUACUUGGUCAGCGGCAUCCGGCAUUGAACGACUCUUUAACAGCCCAAUCCCCAUGCCAUCCUACUGCCUGCACGAUUGCCACUACUUCUAUCGGACUGCUCUUCGUUUGCUGAGCGUUGCUACCUUGGUGGCUGCAUUGUACUCAUGAUCAACCUAUUGACCAUGCCUAUAUCUAUCGCAGGAACCCGAUAUUUUUCCCAACCAGCUUCCAUUGGCGACACGCUAAGCCGAGCCUCGCCAAAGGCUGAAGUCGACGGGAUGGCCGCCGAACAUGUCGAACGGGCUCUCGAGGCCGCAAAAGAUGUCAAGGAGUCAUACAGCAAACAAGAGAAGGAGCCCAUGUCGGCACAGACACUGCCAAAAGAGCACACCAAACGAGGCAUCACCUUCGCGGCACAGAACAAACUUCCAAAACUGCCAAUACCCGACCUUGACGCGACAAUGAAGAGAUAUCUCGAAGCCCUGGCACCGCUUCAGACGAUACAAGAGCAUAAUGAGACGAGGGCCUCCGUCCGUGAUUUUCUCGACCACGAAGGGAAGGAUCUCCAGGACCGACUGAAAAAGUAUGCCACCGACAAGACAAGUUAUAUUGAGCAGUUCUGGUACGAUUCGUAUUUGAAUUAUGACAAUCCGGUCGUCCUCAACCUGAACCCCUUCUUCCUGCUGGAGGAUGAUCCAACGCCGGCGCGUAAUAAUCAAGUCACCCGAGCAGCCUCCCUCGUCAUUUCCGCACUCUGCUUCGUCCGAGCGGUACGAAAGGAGGAACUACCUCCCGAUACCCUAAGAGGUACGCCUUUGGAUAUGUACCAGUACUCCCGCCUGUUUGGGACUGCUCGUGUCCCAACCGAGAGCGGUUGUAUCAUUGGCCAGGACUCAGAUUCUAAGCAUGUUGUGGUCAUGUGCCGAGGCCAGUUCUACUGGUUCGAUGUUUUGGAUGACAAUCACGACAUCAUCAUGACUGAGAAGGACCUCGCGAUCAAUUUACAGGUGAUUGUCAAUGACGCUGAAGAGAUUCCUAUCCAGGAAGCCGCCCGAGGAGCCCUUGGAGUGCUAAGUACCGAGAACAGAAAGGUCUGGUCGGGGCUCAGGGACCUCCUGACCAGAGAUGAAGGAUCAAAUAACGCAGAUUGUCUGUCUAUCGUUGACUCGGCUUUGUUCAUGAUCUGCCUGGAUUACACUGAGCCGGCUGAUGUUUCGCAAUUAUGCGGCAACAUGCUCUGCGGUACCAAUGAAGUCGUUCGGGGCGUUCAAGUCGGCACCUGUACCAACCGAUGGUAUGACAAACUCCAGAUCAUUGUUUGCAAGAAUGGAAGUGCGGGCAUCAACUUCGAGCACACGGGUGUCGACGGCCACACUGUUCUACGCUUCGCCAGUGAUGUUUACACCGACACUAUUCUACGAUAUGCAAAGUCUAUCAAUGGACAAGCUCCGACCUUAUGGACUUCUCAAAGCCCUGACCCCUCGAAGCGUGACCCUGAUAGCUUUGGUGAUGUCAAAACCACUCCUCACAAGUUGGAAUGGGACAUGACCCCGGAGCUCUCAAUCGCCCUUAGAUUUGCGGAAACACGAUUGGCUGAUCUUAUCAACCAAAAUGAAUUCCAAACCUUAGACUUCUCUGGCUACGGCAAGAAUUUCAUCACUUCCAUGGGUUUCUCGCCUGAUGCUUUCGUCCAGAUGGCCUUCCAAGCAGCAUAUUAUGGUCUCUACGGACGAGUGGAGAACACCUAUGAGCCGGCAAUGACCAAAAUGUUCUAUCAUGGACGAACAGAAGCAAUUCGUUCCGUCACACCCGAAAGUGUUGACUUCGUCAAGACUUUCUGGGCGGACAACACGCCGCAGAAGAAGAUUGAAGCACUCAAAAGUGCUUGCCAAAAGCAUACUGCCGUCACGAAGGAAGCAAGCAAAGCUCAGGGUCAAGAUCGUCACCUCUAUGCCUUGUAUUGUGUCUGGCAGCGCAAGAUGAACGAAGAAGGAGCAGAACUUGCAAGCAACGCCGACUUUAGUUCGAACGGUUAUUCUAGUCCAACCGACCCGAGCGACGCGGGAAGCCCUAAAAGACUAGACGAACGGCCAAUAAGUCCGACUCGCUCCCAUGCCGGUACCGAAUCUAGCCGCUCGCCUGGCCCUGCUCUGCACCAGAUGCCCCCCCUCUUCAGUGACGCUGGGUGGGAGAAAAUCAACAAUACAAUACUCAGCACUUCGAACUGCGGAAAUCCCUCACUGCGCCACUUUGGCUUUGGCCCAGUCUCGGGUGAUGGUUUUGGUAUAGGCUAUAUCAUCAAGGAAGAUUCUAUCUCGGUUUGUGCGAGCAGCAAACAUCGCCAGACGCGGCGAUUUGUAGACAGCCUCGAAUCCUACCUCAAUGAGAUUCGUCGUUUGUUAAAAGCCACCAGACCGAGGGCCACCUCUGGUGGUAAAUUGACACGGGCAAGAGAAGCAGAGGAAGUAGGCAAGGACGGUCGACUGAAGUCUCGAGGCCGUGCCAUCAAAGCCGAGGCCACGAGAGCCGACGGAACUCAGACGCCUACCAGCAUGGACACUGCUGAGGUGGAGGAUGAUGGUUUGGGUGGAUAUGGCUUCUUCGACGCCGGCAUGUUAUUGCAAGCGUUGAAGAAAGAUGCGCCGAAACCUGCAGAGCAACUGGCCCAGAAGAAGAGGACAGUGGGAAAGAAGCUAGCCUUGACGGAAUAUUGAUCGUUAAUAGCUUGCUGUUGUAUUGCACAGUGGUAUGGAAUUAAUGUAGGCGGAUAUUCCGGACUAGCCAUGUGCGACAACAAUGCUUGUCCCUAGACAGGGUUAGGGGUGUGACAGGGGGAAGAUGACAUAGCCAUCGCUUUUUUUGAGGUCUCGCAGCAUCUGUACGAUGAUUUGCAUGGAAUCUUCAGACCAACCGGCCGGCGUCCGUGCCUGGAUCGCCUACCGAGCCAAUGGUCCGGGGCCGCUGCAGAAUGGCACAGGGAAUCGUUUUCACGUAUGUAUGUAAGCUACGGAGUAGCAUAUACAACAAUGCACUAGGUCAGGAGUAGCGAGGUGGGUUAUGUAUCUCAAUAUUCGUUGACUGAUUGCAUAUGUGUGCACGUAGUCUGAGAUAGCCAGGCGAAAGGGGGUUCGUU